AUGCUUUCAUCUCUUCUCUCUAUAAAGACAUCUAUGAAGCCAUCUCUUCUCUCCAUAAAGACAACCAUGAAGCCAUCUCUUCUCUGUAUAAAGACAUCUAUGAAGCCAUCUCUUCUCUCUAUAAAGACAUCUAUGAAGCCAUCUCUUCUCUAUAAGACAUCUAUGAAUCCAUCUCUUCUCUAUAAAAACAUCUAUGAAGCCAUCUCUUCUCUCUAUAAAGACAACUAUGAAGCCAUCUCUUCUCUCCAUAAAGACAUCUAUGAAGCCAUCUUCUCUACAUCUAUGAAACCAUCUCUUCUCUCUAUAAAGACAUCUAUAAAGCCAUCUCUUCUCUCUAUAAAGACAUCUAUGAAGCCAUCUCUUCUCUCUAUAAAGACAUCUAUGAAGCCAUCUCUUCUCUCUAUAAAGCCCAUCUCUUCUCUCUAUAAAUACAACUAUGAAGCCAUCUCUUCUCUAUAA
Messenger RNA from Acanthosepion pharaonis, 459 nucleotides. NCBI's taxonomy places the organism in Eukaryota, Metazoa, Mollusca, Cephalopoda, Sepiida, Sepiidae. The record is from the annotation of a GenBank genome assembly.